CACAAAAACAAAAUGAAAACAAAACUUUCAACCCUUCUAUUCCUUGGAGUAUUCCUGUCUGGAAUACUCCUCCCCGCGCCAGUUGCAUCCCAAAAGUGCAACUGUGCUCGAGGCCUAUGUUGUAGCCAAUACGGUUAUUGUGGCACUGGCAAUGCUUAUUGUGGAAAAGGAUGUCGAGGCGGCCCGUGUUCUCAACCAGCCCCUCAAAAUAAUGCCGAUGUUUCUCGUAUAGUGACGCAAGCGUUUUUUAACGGUAUAUUUUCCACGGCUGCAGGCAAUUGUCCUGGGAGACGUUUUUACACGCAAGAUGCGUUUCUCAGAGUCAUCAGGGACUAUCAACAGUUUGGUAGAACUGGUUCGUUCGACGAUUCAAAGCGCGAAAUUGCAGCUUUCUUUGCUCAUGUUACACAUGAGACAGGACACUUGUGUUACAUAGAAGAGAUAGAUGGUCAUUCAAAAAACUAUUGUGAUAAAAGCAACACCCAAUAUCCAUGCAACCCUAGGAAAAGUUACCAUGGGAGAGGCCCAAUUCAACUCUCAUGGAACUACAACUACGGUUCGGCGGGAGAGAGCCUAGGGUUCGACGGGCUCAACAACCCAGAGAUCGUGGCUACAGACCCAGUGGUUUCAUUCAAGACCGCGUUGUGGUUUUGGAUGGAAAAUGUUCAUUGGGAUUUUGCUUCUGGUAAAGGGUUUGGAGCUACCAUCCGGGCUAUCAAUGGGGGGGAAUGUGACGGUGGGAAUAGAGCCGCAAUGAACUCGCGUGUCAAGUACUACACCGAUUACUGUAGGCAAUUUGGUGUCCCGACGGGUAAUAAUCUUAUGUGCUAGACGCCUAGACCUUGAUAUAUGAAAGAUGUCUCGUGCGUCUAGCUAAUUACCUAUAGAGUAUUUGGUCACGUGUUAUGAGUUCAAGUAAUAGUUUGGUAUGGAAUAAUUGUUCUCAUGGUGGCAAAUGUUGUACUUUUAUAAUUGUCUUAAUGAAGGUUAAUUAGUAGUA
Messenger RNA from Helianthus annuus (common sunflower), 1000 nucleotides. Its product is annotated as endochitinase EP3. The record is from RefSeq and is a predicted model, not a curated record. Gene Ontology annotation, biological process: cell wall macromolecule catabolic process; chitin catabolic process; carbohydrate metabolic process. The coding region runs from base 13 to 831 and encodes 272 amino acids. The transcript is spliced from 2 exons. Gene Ontology annotation, molecular function: chitin binding; chitinase activity. NCBI's taxonomy places the organism in Eukaryota, Viridiplantae, Streptophyta, Magnoliopsida, Asterales, Asteraceae.